AUGGCGCAAUUUGCAAAAUCUACUUUCUCACACGCUUCCUAUGCCGUGUACCGUCCUUCUUACCCACCAUCCCUCUACAAUACCGUCUUGGCGUACCAUCAUAGUCCCAGGGAAACUUGUAUAGACCUUGGCUGUGGGCAUGGUGUCGUUGCUCGCUACCUCUCCCAAACAUUUUCCCAGGUUGUUGGGACUGACCCAUCGGACGGGAUGAUCGAGCAAGCGCUUUCUUCGACGCCGCACGAACUUUAUCCGAAUGUCACCUUUCAGAAUUCGUCUGCGGAGAGCUUGAAAUUCCUCAAAAGCGAAAGCGUCGAUCUCGUUGUGGCAGGCCAAGCGGCGCAUUGGUUCGAUACCAAGGUCUUAUUUCCUGAGAUGGGGAGAAUAUUACGAAAGAGUGGUACCCUAGCAUUCUGGGGAUACAAAGAUCACGUUUUUGUAGAUUAUCCGAAGGCGACCAAAAUCCUGAAUGAGUAUGCUUAUAGCAACGAUGAGCGAUCGCUCGGUCCAUACUGGUCACAACCGGGCAGAUCAAAGGUAGAAAACAAACUUCGGGACAUCGAACCGCCGGUAAACGAGUUUGAAGAUGUACGCCGGGUUGAGUACGAACCCGGAACGAGUGGACCAAAGACUGGCGAAGGCACCAUGUUCUUGAGUAGGCGAAUGGCGCUUGAAGAGUGUAUGAACUACAUUAGAACAUGGAGCGCGUACAGUGCUUGGCAGGAGAAGUUCCAGGCCAAGAAGCGUCGUGAUGGUGGUGAAGGAGAUGUUGUAGACGAGAUGUUUGACAAGAUGAGGUCUGCGGAACCGGACUGGCAGAAAGACGAGGCCUGGAUGGAGAAGGAGGUUGAGGUUGAGUGGGGAAGCGGCCUGUUGCUCGCAAGAAGGAGAUGA
This is a messenger RNA of Letharia columbiana, 891 nucleotides long. RefSeq lists its product as uncharacterized. The transcript has 4 exons. The record is from RefSeq and is a predicted model, not a curated record. The coding region runs from base 1 to 891 and encodes 296 amino acids. Gene Ontology annotation, molecular function: S-adenosylmethionine-dependent methyltransferase activity. Lineage: Eukaryota; Fungi; Ascomycota; Lecanoromycetes; Lecanorales; Parmeliaceae.